Messenger RNA from Gilbertella persicaria, 1254 nucleotides. RefSeq names its product nicotinate phosphoribosyltransferase. Lineage: Eukaryota; Fungi; Mucoromycota; Mucoromycetes; Mucorales; Choanephoraceae. The coding region runs from base 1 to 1254 and encodes 417 amino acids. The transcript is spliced from 3 exons. The record is from RefSeq and is a predicted model, not a curated record. Gene Ontology annotation, molecular function: nicotinate phosphoribosyltransferase activity. Gene Ontology annotation, biological process: NAD+ biosynthetic process.
AUGGAACAAUCAAACCACCAUGAAGUGUUCAAGUCUAUCUUGGACAAUGAUUUGUACAAGUUUACUAUGCAACAAGCUGUAAUUCAACAUUACAAAAAAGAUGUUCCUGUUGUAUAUCAGUUUACAAAUCGCGAAAAACACCUUUCUCUGAAUACUGAAUCUGUAAAAUGGCUUAAAAAACAAGUCAAAGAUUUGGAACUUCUUAAAUUGACAGAAUCUGAACGCGAUUAUCUUUCGCGCUUGCCCUACAUGACAAAAGAAUAUGUUGACUACCUCUUUACAUUCCAAUACAAACCAUCUGAGCAAGUCAAUAUUGAAUAUGACGAAAGUACGGGUGACUUACAAUUAGAAGUAACAGGAAAGUGGCAUGAAACUAUCUUAUACGAGGUUCCUUUACUCGCUUUGAUUUCUGAAGCCUAUUUCCGAUUUACAGACCGUGAUUGGAACUAUGAAGGUCAAGUGGAACAAGCUGCUGAAAAGACAAGAAUACUUUUGGAACAUGGCUGUAUAUUUUCAGAAUUUGGUACUCGCCGAAGACGUGACUACAAAACACACGAUUUGGUCAUGAAUGCUAUUCAUAGAACACACCAAGAAUACAAAAAGAAAUGCGAAGAGGCUGGUGUACCUACCAAAGGCAAUGUAUCUGGUACAAGUAAUGUUUAUUUGGCCAUGAAAUACAAUGUACCUGCUGUAGGUACCUGUGCUCAUGAAUUUUUCAUGGCUGUGUCUGCAUUGGAAGAUGUUCAACAUGCAAACCGUGAAACCUUGCAUAUUUGGUACGAGGUAUACAAGGGAGCACUUGGUAUUGCUUUGACAGAUACUUUUACUACCGAAAUCUUUCUUCGUGACUUUGACCAUGAUUUAGCCACUCAGUUUGCAGGUGUGCGUCAAGACUCGGGUGAUGCCUUUGAAUUCAUUGACAAAAUGGUUGCACAUUACAAGUCUGUUGGUGUGGAUCCUAGCACAAAGACGAUUGUGUUCUCUGAUUCACUUAAUGUGGAAAGAGCCAUCAAACUUCAUGAACGUGCUACACAAGCAGGCAUUCAAUCUAGUUUUGGUAUUGGCACCUCAUUCACCAAUGAUUUCCACAAGAUCAGUGAUGUCAAUACCAAGAGUAAGGCUCUGAAUAUCGUCAUCAAGCUUAGAGAAUGUGCUGGCAAGCGUGUCAUCAAGUUGAGUGACGAUCCAUUAAAGUACAGUGCUGAUGCUAGUACUAUUUCAGCCUUCAAACAAACAUUGGGUAUUGUUAAUUAA